AUGAAUCUCUUGCACUCGGCAGGGUUUGCGUCAUAUGUGACAGAGUUGAUAAAUCAGCAGCAUGUCCCGGGGCUGGCGAUUGCAAUCAUACACAAUGAUCAAAUUGCCUCUGCGGGAUAUGGACAUGCGAGCGUGGAUCCCGAAAUACCUUGCACAGCAGAUACGCUGUUUGACAUUGCAUCGUCUGCUAAAUCACUCACUGCUGCGGCGGUGGGAUUGCUAGUCGACGAUAAUGACAUGUUCCCGGAUAUUCAGUACGAUGCUGUAAUGUCGACUCUUAUCCCCGAGGACUUUGUUAUGUCUGGAGAAGGAUACACAGAAGGAGUCACCGUGGAAGACAUCUUAAGUCAUAGAAGUGGAAUGCCUUGCCAUGACGAUUCGUAUAUGAGUGUGAGAGCGGCAAAGCCAGACAAUGCUCGAUCCAUUACGAGAAACCUCAGGAAUCUCCCUGUCGCUGCUCCCAUUCGAUCAAAGUAUAUUUACUGCAACAUGAUCAGCGCACGAUCAAAAGGAUUCGAAUCCUGCAUGGCAACUGGCUACACAUGGAAAAGAGCCGACUCAACAUAUCGUGGGUUAGAAAAUCCAGACUGCCCAGAAGGCCAAGGCGCAGGGUCUGUCAUUUCGAGCGUGAACGACUUCAUCAAAUUUGUCAAGGCUUUUAUGAAUCGCGAAGACCCUAUCAAUAAGAAUGUUUAUGAAGGGCUCACUCGCCUGCGAACUUUUGUGAAUCCAAACCCAGGAAGACGGAAGCGGCACACCUCACCGGUAGCAUAUGCUGCUGGCCUGGAUAUCUACUUUUACAAGGGACAUAUGGUUGUCGGCCAUAAUGGGGUAUUCUCUGGAUUCGGAAGUCGCUUCUUCUUUCUCCCUGAUUUCUCAUUCGGUACUGUGAUCAUGGGAAACUCAGAUGGGGCAAAUGGCGUUGCGGCGACCCUUGUCCAAAAGCUAAUUGACAAUCUCCUUGGAGUCACGGACGAAAGACCUCAUGACAGCAAAAGCAAAGCCACACGACCUGUUGAAAUUCGCGGUCCAAAACCCCAGGCCGAGGCGAAAGAUGCAAAUCCAAUGAGUAAGAACCAGGGAAAGAAGGAGAAGAAAAAGCAGGAAAAGAAAACCCAAGCGAAGAAAAGUCAAGGUAUCCAGAAGGGCCAAUUGAAUGAACAAAUACCAAAAAGGAAUACUCCGCAGCCACCGACAAUGCCUCUCAGUGCUUACGCUGGCAACUACUGGAAUCCUGGGUAUCAUAACUUACUGGUUCAAAUCAGAGAUGAUGCGCUCUUCAUCGAUGCUACAGAUCGCUCAAUGGGGUUUACCUUGAAAUUCGAACAUGUGUCCGAUGACCGAAAAUUCGAUGCUCAUCUUACUGAUUGGCUCGAUGGCAGUGAUGACAUCGUAAAAGCGGAGUUUGUAAUAGAAGAUGCUCAAGUCACAAGGUUGGGUCUGCAGUUGGAGGAAAUGCUCAAGGAAAUGAUCUGGCUCGAGAAGAAGGAUGAAAGAGUGAGUAUCUUGAAUUGA
Messenger RNA from Penicillium psychrosexuale, 1515 nucleotides. RefSeq lists its product as uncharacterized. The coding region runs from base 1 to 1515 and encodes 504 amino acids. The record is from RefSeq and is a predicted model, not a curated record. The transcript has 3 exons. Lineage: Eukaryota; Fungi; Ascomycota; Eurotiomycetes; Eurotiales; Aspergillaceae.